AUGCCCGUCUCCCAUAUUGGUCUCACAGUUUCGCAUCUUCCAACUUCGACUUCAUUCUUUCUAGCCGCACUGCAACCUCUUGGUUACCGCUACAUUGGACAGUCAGGCAACCAGAUUGGUCUCGGUAUCCGUGAUGCCGAUUUCUUCCUGUGCCAGGAAACGCCUGGAGUAAAAGCAGGCGCCGCACAUAUUGCUUUCACCGCCCCUAGCACCACAGCCGUCCGGAAUUUCUAUACGGCCGCGCUGAAUGCCGGCGGUCGUCCGAACGGAGCGCCUGCGACUCGUUGUGAACAAGACGGUCACUUCAACGCCGCAAUACUCGAUUUUGACGGAAACAGCAUUGAAGUCGUAUUCAGAGAUGGCCCUGAUACCAGAGACGAUGGCACUGUGAUCGAGCAUAGUCGGGUUAUCACGUGGCAGAGGACCGUUGCUGGGAGCUAUCGCGAUGAUCGAAGUGUUGUCAGCUCACGCACAUCUGCCUCAAGGCCUGCCGGGAUCGAAGUCACGUCAAAGGCUCCAUCCGUUGUCUCAAAAGCACCCAGUGUUGCAUCCAAGCCUGCUAGUAUAGCUAGAAGCGUGUCUGAGCCUGUCACGGUUACUCAAUCGACAAAGACCUCGGAUGCCGGCGAUGGAGCAGCAAAGACGAUCAUUGGAACCCUUCUUGGCGCUGCUGCAGGCGCGGCAGUUGCCUACGCAAUGGUCAGAAACGAAAGAGACAGCGCGAAGAAGGAGGCAGACUUCAGUGCCUUCAUGGAUGCAAAGGAUACGGUCAGAGCUGCAGUGGGUCAUCUCGCUCAGGCCUCAUCCCAACCAAGGCAACCCAUGCAAGACCCACAACCGACCUACGAGACCGCGGCCUCGACUCCUCAGUCAGUACACCGCAACAUUGACGCGCAGUCAUACCAUUCCUCCUCACCGCCGCAAGCACAGAGCGUCUACGCACAGCGACAGAUCGAGGCCGCACCCCCUAGCUACUACUCACCGACUCAUAUUUCUGCUUCCCGAACGCAGGUCGGAGAGCCUCGGGCCGUCGAGUAUGCGCCUGCGUACUCUGUUGCGCCAUCACAAGCACGCUCAAGGCUCAGCGUUCAACGGUCUACAACGAGCCCCGAAAUGUUGACCAUGGAGAAGGCGAAGAGCGUCGCGUCAACAAUGAAGCCACAGAGUGUGGUGUCGAUGUCGAAAGCUCAGAGUGUCGCGUCAACAUUGAAGCCACAGAGUGUCGUGUCGGUCUCGAAGGCUCAGAGCGUGGCGCACAGUGUUGCGCCCAGUUCCCUUAUUUCCUCGUUCGUGCCUGAUGUUACCAGAAGAGAUAGCGAGGGUAGCGUUCACUCGCAUCACUCUAGCCGGUCUAAAGCAAGGUCGUCACAUACACAAGCCUCUAGACACACUUCGGCUUCGAAAAGUAGCCGUAGUGAAGCAGCGGAAUCUUCCCCUUCGCCACCAGCACCCGCAUCGAAAGCACCGUCCAAGGUUGCUUCAAAGGCAGCCUCAAUUGUCAGCAGUAUCCUUGGCCGCGAUUCCAAGUCGACUGCCAGCAAGCAUGACGACUUUAUCGACGACCUUGACAUUGAAGAGCUGACUGAGGACGACAUUGAUACCGUCGUACCGAGCGACAGCGUCUCCAACGCUGGGUUUUCAUCACGCCGCAGUCAUCGUAGCCAUCGUAGCCACAGGAGUCGAAAAGAUGAUGACUCUACCAUUAGUAAACAAAGCUCCAGCUCCAAACACAGCAAGCACUCGACUCGGUCUCACAAGUCCCACAAAUCCCGCUCGCAUCACGACUCCGAUGACUCUACCGAUGAAUCCGAAAAGCGCAAACGCAGCUCUCGCCCGUCAGUCAUCUCCGAGCCCAGCGACGCGAGUACUGUGAGGCCCAUCAAACCUUCUUCCAAAGUUGGUAGUAGGAAGGACUCGGUGACUUCGGGCCAGUACGAUGGUCUGUUUGAUGAGGUGCAGUAUGGCAGCGGGAGCGUGCCUAUCAGGGGUAUUACUCCCAGCAUGAUUAGUGCGGCGGGGAAGAACAAGAAUAAGGGCAUGAUCAACUAUAACCUGGCACAGAAGGUGAGGGCUUUCGAGGGCUAG
Molecule: messenger RNA, 2085 nt
Organism: Cucurbitaria berberidis CBS 394.84
Lineage: Eukaryota; Fungi; Ascomycota; Dothideomycetes; Pleosporales; Cucurbitariaceae
Exons: 2
Coding region: 1-2085 (694 amino acids)
Source: RefSeq, a predicted model, not a curated record